Messenger RNA from Stylophora pistillata, 1013 nucleotides. RefSeq lists its product as uncharacterized. Lineage: Eukaryota; Metazoa; Cnidaria; Anthozoa; Scleractinia; Pocilloporidae. The record is from RefSeq and is a predicted model, not a curated record. Gene Ontology annotation, molecular function: oligosaccharide binding.
GUUAAGUUACCGAGACUUUCGAGAAACGGGACCUUAUUCACGCCAUUACCGCCAUCCAGUUGAGAGAUUUUAGUUUAAUGUUUCCAAUCCUAGCAAAAGUGCGCGGGGACCAUACGGGUCAUCUUACAAAACAGUUAUGCCUAGGAGACGCACUUAAUAUUUGCUUUUCAUAUCGAACUGAAUUGUAUCACCUGCUACUCAUUAAUUUCCCCUCAUCUCUCCUCCCGAUUGUUUUUUAAAAUUCUUCUCAACUUUAUGUCAACAGUGGUGGAAUAUUCAAUUUUUAAUCUGAGUGUUACUAAAACCCUGAUGGUCAACUUUCAAAUCACCUCCCUUUGAAUGAUCGUACGAGUGGUAUGGUUUGUUAUCUGAAUGCCAAGCAAUUUAUACAGAAAGACAGGACGUGAAUGAUGUGCUAAAGUUAAGCUACGUGACAAGAUGGAAUACAAGGUCCAACAUCACAGAAGCUAUCUUCUUAUGGCAAUUAUCUUUAUUUGCCUGGGAUCGGCCUUAACUCGAGGAACUAGGCGAAGGUCCACAGCGGAGGUCAUGGACUUCAAGGCAAAGCAGUUUUCCUACUUGAACAUCACAGUGAUCACGUCUGUGUUUGUCCCUGAUGGCAUCGAGUGUGGGUUUGCCUGUUUAAAAACGAUUUCGUGUUUUUCUUAUAACCUAAAUGCAUUUCCCGAUGUCAACGGAAAACUGCUGUGUGAGCUGCUUCCAUCUGACAUGUAUAACAACUCGGAUACAUUCAUUACAAGCCCAAUUUUUCACCACUUCAGCAUUUGGAGUCCUUGCUCAAGCAAUCCUUGCAAGAACAAUGCUACCUGUGUGGCCAAUUACAAAGAUGAUGAUUAUCAGUGCGCAUGCUCACCAGGUUAUACGGGAGAACACUGCGAAAUAGGUAUCCUGAAAUUGCUGUUUCUUUUCCAAGUGCAGAUUUAGAGAAUUGUUUUGUAUGAUUUUACAAGAAAUAAAGCCUUACAAUGAUUUAACUGAUUCUCGUACCCAGU